Molecule: messenger RNA, 2895 nt
Organism: Gadus morhua (Atlantic cod)
Lineage: Eukaryota; Metazoa; Chordata; Actinopteri; Gadiformes; Gadidae
Product: protocadherin gamma-A5-like
Exons: 1
Coding region: 185-2668 (827 amino acids)
Biological process (GO): homophilic cell-cell adhesion
Cellular component (GO): plasma membrane
Molecular function (GO): calcium ion binding
Source: RefSeq, a predicted model, not a curated record
AACAACAACGACGCAUGUAAGGUGGAGCUUGAUGGCGGCACUCUCGUCUCGAAACUCAUCUUGUUGUUUAAAGUGAAUUUGAAUGCAUUGGGAGCUCACUUUAAUCCAACGGACCUUGCGUUUCAUCGUCUCUUAUUUUGUGGACAUUGAUGUGAGUUUCGUCGAGGAUUAAUUGCGAUUGAAAAUGGCGUUACGCCACAAAGGAUGGGAAUGUUGCUUUUCAUGUCGGAGUGAAAUAUGGAUUAUUUUUCUAUAUUUCUGUUUCAUUUUCAACCUCGCCAGUUGCCAGAUCCGGUAUUCUAUUCCGGAGGAGAUGAAAAAGGGGUCUCUUAUCGGCAACGUUGCGCAGGACUUAGGGUUGGAUCUGAAAAGGCUUCGUUCAGGCCGAGCAAGAAUCUUGACGGGAGAAAGCCCUCAAUACGCCGAUCUGAAGACAGACAAAGGGAUUCUAGUCGUGAAUGAGAGGAUGGACCGAGAACAGCUCUGUGGCGACGUUACACCUUGUAGCUUGAGCUUCGAACUCAUUUUAGAAAAUCCAAUUGAACUGCAUCGUGUUACACUUGAAAUACUGGACAUCAACGACCAUACUCCUUCUUUUAAAAAUAAAAACUUGAAUCUGGAAAUAAGCGAAUCGGCAACAUUGGGCACUCCGUUUGAUUUAGAGAGUGCAGAGGAUCCUGAUGUAGGGCAUAACAGUUUGCAAAAUUAUGUGCUUACAGCUAAUGAACAUUUUGUUCUCAAACAACAAUCAAACAUGGAUGGAAGUAUAUUUGCAGAAAUGAUUCUCCAGAAACCGUUAGACAGAGAAAUGAAUCCUCAUCUCUCGUUAAAACUAAUCGCAGUUGACGGUGGAACUCCACAGAAAUCUGGUACAGUACAUAUAGAAAUUACGGUUCUGGAUGCCAAUGAUAAUGCUCCUGUGUUUAAUCAGUCUGUGUACAGGGCUACAUUAAUAGAGAAUGCACCCAUUGGGACCUAUAUUACAACUGUCAAUGCUUCAGACGCUGAUGCUGGCCCCUAUGGUAUGGUAACUUACUAUUUCUCUAACUUAAAGGGUGGCUUGGCUGAUUUGUUUAAUAUUGAUGUUGCAUCAGGUAAAAUAUCGGUUACUGGUAAAAUCGACUUUGAAAAAGAUAGAAAAUAUGAAUUAAGAGUCGCAGCGAAAGAUCAGGGGGGACUGAAUAACGGGAGUAAAUUAAUCAUCGAUGUAAUGGACGUCAAUGAUAACGCUCCAGUAAUUAAUGUGAUGUCAUUCUCUAGCCCUGUUUCAGAAGACGCCCUUACUGGGACCACAAUAGCUGUAAUCAAUGUAAAAGAUUCGGAUUCAGAGAAAAAUGGAAAGAUAACAUGUUCAAUUGAUUCCAAACUCCCGUUUAAAAUACAGUCAUCCUUAACAAAUUAUUACAACCUGCUCUCAGAUGUAGUUUUUGACCGUGAAACAACGUCAGAAUACAACAUAACCAUCACCGCCACAGAUUCAGGCUCUCCACCCUUAUCCAGUGCAACAACUUUAAGGCUCGUUAUUUCUGAUGUGAACGACAAUGCACCAAUAUUCACCAGAAAGAGCUAUUCAGCUCAUGUUGUAGAGAACAAUGAGCCAGGGGUCUCAAUAUUCACUGUCAGUGCUCGAGACGUAGACUGGAAUCAGAAUGCCAGAGUGUCGUAUCUUCUGGAGGACACGCAAGUCAGUGGUAGUCCAGCCUCUACUCAUGUUUCUAUCAACUCUGAAACUGGAGUUCUGUAUGCAGCGCGCUCUUUUGACUAUGAACAAAUUAAAGCACUGCAGCUAGUUGUUAAAGCUCAAGAUGGAGGCUCUCCUCCCCUAAGUAGUAAUGUGAGUGUGAAAAUACUGAUCCAGGACCAGAACGACAACGCCCCUCAGGUUCUGUAUCCAGUCCAGACUGGUGGUUCUCUGGUGGCUGAAAUGGUGCCUCGUUCAGCAGAUGUGGGCUAUCUGGUCACUAAAGUGGUAGCUGUUGAUGUGGACUCUGGACAGAAUGCCUGGCUCUCCUAUAAACUACAGAAAGCCACAGACAGGGCGCUGUUUGAAGUGGGCUUACAGAAUGGAGAAAUAAGAACUAUCCGCCAAGUCACUGAUAAAGAUGCUGUGAAACAAAGACUGACUGUUAUAGUGGAGGACAACGGACAGCCUUCUCGUUCAGCUACAGUCAUUGUUAACGUGGCGGUGGCGGACAGCUUCCCUGAAGUGCUCUCGGAGUUCACUGACUUUACACACGACAAGGAGUACAAUGACAACCUGACUUUUUACUUGGUCUUGGCUUUGGCUGUGGUUUCCUUUCUCUUCAUCACGUGUUUAGUGGUGAUCAUAUCAGUGAAAAUCUACAGAUGGAGACAGUCUCGUAUCCUGUAUCAUUCCAGUCUCCCGGUGAUCCCAUAUUAUCCACCACGGUACUCAGACACUUUGGGGACAGGGACUCUCCAGCAUGUGUACAAUUACGAGGUGUGCAGGACCACUGACUCCAGAAAGAGUGACUGUAAGGUCGGCAACGCUGGUAGUCAGAACGUUCUGAUAAUGGACCCCAGUUCUACAGGGACCAUGCAGCGAAUACAGAGUGAAAAGAGCAUCCUGGAUGAACCAGACUCUCCACUGGAGGUGAGUUCUAUCAGAACCACAUCACAUGUGGUUGUUCAGGAAUGUUUAUUUUAGCUUGUUAGAUUUGAUCAGCACCACCAAAAAGGACAGCACCACUGAAGAUGAGAGCAGAGAGACUGACACAAGACUAAGUAACAUAUUCUUAGACCUUAUUUCAGACUGUUGCAAUUAGCAUUCUGGAGUGAGUUGAAAUUGAAGGCAUGAUAUGAAUUGUUGGGGAAUGUCUUCAAUUGAAUUAAAUACAGCAAUUCUGCAUUAUUAUCGACCAUUCAAUAGUUAUC